AUGGAAGGUAGACAUGAAUACAAGAAGGGGCUGUGGAAUUCUCAGGAAGACAAGAUCUUAAUGGAGUACGUGAAGCAGCAUGGAGUUGGGAAGUGGAACCGUAUCGCUAAAGUCACCGGAUUGAAGAGAUGCGGCAAAAGUUGCAGAAUGAGGUGGAUGAACUACCUGAGUCCGAAUGUGAAGCGCGGAGAUUUCUCAGAAGAAGAAGACGACCUCAUUAUUCGCCUCCACAAUCUCCUUGGAAAUAGGUGGUCGUUGAUAGCAGGGAGGGUGCCAGGGAGGACAGACAACCAAGUGAAGAACCACUGGAACACUCAUUUGAGCAAAAAGUUGGGUGUUAAUAGGAAGGGAAAGACCAAAGUGUGUCAACCUCAGAAGCCACCCUCUACUGAAUCAAACGAAAUCGCUUCGAACAUUGCCUCAAAUCCAUUCAAGGAAGCUUCAAACUGUGGCCAAGAGGGUGAGAUUGGGAAGUCCCUGCAAGAGAAUUCUUUAAGCAGGGAGGAUUUCAUAGGCAUGCAAGAGAUCAUGAUGAGUGAUGAUGAUUUUGAGACCAACCUCUUGUUUGCUAACAAUGGAGUUGGCCUUUGUUAUCCUUCCUUCUUCUCAUUCCAGGACUACUUUGUUGACCUUGAUGAUUGGGCUGCCUUGUAA
This is a messenger RNA of Neltuma alba, 654 nucleotides long. RefSeq names its product transcription factor WER-like. The record is from RefSeq and is a predicted model, not a curated record. The coding region runs from base 1 to 654 and encodes 217 amino acids. The transcript has 3 exons. NCBI's taxonomy places the organism in Eukaryota, Viridiplantae, Streptophyta, Magnoliopsida, Fabales, Fabaceae.